This is a messenger RNA of Dermacentor albipictus, 1891 nucleotides long. Its product is annotated as carbonyl reductase family member 4-like. The record is from RefSeq and is a predicted model, not a curated record. Lineage: Eukaryota; Metazoa; Arthropoda; Arachnida; Ixodida; Ixodidae. Gene Ontology annotation, molecular function: oxidoreductase activity, acting on the CH-OH group of donors, NAD or NADP as acceptor.
CAGUACACGACAUUAUUCUUUACACGCCAGCUGCCAAAACUUUGCCACAAAUCGUGGCACGUCAUCGCACGGACUUGUCACGCUACUACCAGGCAAGCAAGGACCCUCAAAAACAACGCGGGUUUCGCAACACUCGUCGGCCAUGGCGCAGGUUGCAUGCGUGUUCGGCGGCACGCGCGGCAUCGGGAUCGCCGUGGCGCUGCGCUUCCUGAGGGCGGGCAGCCCCGUGGCCGUCUUCUCGCGGGACCAGAAGAACGUCGAAGAGGCCCUGAAAGAACUAGCAUUGGAACCCGGCAUUGUGCACGGACGUAAAUGUGAUGUCCGCAAUGAAGCGAGUGUGCGGGAGGCCCUGGCUUGGACAGAAGAGCAGGUCGGCCCUGUGCACUACCUCGUGACUGCAGCUGGCAUUGGCCUCGAUCGCUUGCUUGCCCAAACAAGCGAGGCUGAGAUCCGGAAUCUUCUCGACACCAAUGUCAUUGGCACACUGUUUUGCGCCAAAGCAGCCUUGAAGGCAGGCAUGCUGCGCCGCCGACAGGGCUCCAUCGUUAAUGUGGGCAGUGUUGUUGGUGAACGAGGCAACGUUGGCCAAACUGUCUAUUCUGCCAGCAAGGCUGCCCUAGUGGGUCUGACCCGCUCGUUGGCCAAAGAAGUUGCCUCUCGGAACAUCAGAGUCAACAUGGUUCAGCCAGGUUUCAUAGACACUGGCAUGACUCGCGCGGAACACUUGCAAGCAGUGGUGGGCCGCAUCCCCCUGCAACGGCCGGGCCGUGCCGAGGAGGUGUCGCGUGCGGUGCAUUUUUUGGCAAGCAGCAGCUACGUGACCGGGCAGGUGCUGCCCGUGGACGGGGGCCUCCGGUUGGCCAUGUGAGGAGCGCGAGGCGAGCGCUCAGGCGCACGGUGCGGUUCCGGCACGCGCCAGGGCGGCCCAGGACAGGCCGUGGGACAGCACCAGGGGAAGCAGGAGUUCGGCCCCUUCCCAGGGCCAGGGCUUGCCGAGGUUCGGGCAGCAGCGGGUCGCCGGGCACGGCCCGGUCGCCCACACGGCUGCGCAAACGCGGGAGGAACGUAUAAGAGAUGUGAUACAACCUGUCGCGGAGAGAGAGAGAGGAAAGGGGAAAGGCAGGGAGGUUAACCAGAGAAAAAAAAAAAUCCGGUUGGCUACCCUACGCUGGGGAGAGAGGGGAGGGGGAGGUAAAGUGGAAACAAAGUAGAGAUAAGGAAAGGAAGGAGCAUAGACACACAAUCACAAUCGGUCACUGUCACCGAACACUGUCAUCGCACAGCACACUGACACUUGUAGCACUAUCAACAUCUGUUCAGGCUACAGUCGCCUGUCCAGUUCUGUCGCCCUGUCGACCUGUCGCGGAGUUCGCUGGCUUUCCCUAGGGAACAGAAUACGGAGCAGUGUGCACGGGUGGAGCAGUUUAACGUGACUGCUGUUUCGGUAGCAUUUACAUACAUCGUUGGUCGCCAUGGGUUUGGUUGGUACAGGCAGAGUUGGGUAGUACUACUAUAAGUGAGAAGGUGACAAAAAGAAUGAACGAGGAACCUAUAUGUGGCAGCUUAUGCAACACACAUCCUUUGUUUAUGGUCACAUUUGCGGGUAAACAUACCGUGAAAAGAGUUCGCGUCGUGGAGAUUAAAGCAUGAGGAACAUCUGAAGGUUCACAUUUAUACUGCACAGGGAAAAAGGAAUGAGAAAGCGUGUUGUGAAGACAGUGCAAUAUUUACAAUGCUUCAACAAUGUAGGACUACGAAAAUGGUGUCGUGUGCUGCCAUGACAAAUGACUGAAUUAAUUUUCGAAAUCGCGGAAUAUGUUACAAGGCGGGGAAAUUUUAUUGUGCUUUUUACUUUUGGAAGAAGGAAUAUUAAAACAGUUUAUACAGUUUG